AUACGCGAUGGAGGAGGCGGGAUGAAAACAAACUCUGUGAUUGGUUACAGCAGCGAAAUGUAAAUGAGUCUUAAAGGGAGGUGUCUUUGCCUCUACUGGAAUGCAUAGAGUUAGGACGACACAAACACCUUCGUCUUUAAGUGGCGUUUAUUUACUAAGUUUCAGACUUUGAGCACCACGCCCCGGUGGCGGAGUCAGUGACGAGCUGACGUCGGCGAAAUGAAAUCGGCUGGUUGCACUUUUCCUCACAGAAUGGAAGAAGUCGGGGAGGUGAAACGGACUAAACUCGCCUGACUUUCAAGGAUAUUGAACUCGCUUUGCCUUUUUUCUGAGUGUUGGAACCCCAUUAUAACGAAGCCAACCUCUGUGGCUGCUCAUCCCAUAGUGCCCCCGUAUGGACGAUGAGGAGGAUGAUGUUUUUGAGCCGGACCCCCACUGCUGGCGCACCACAUUCCAGGAGAUAAAGUGUGAAGAUCGGGGCACGCAGACACCUGGCCCGGCCCUGGCACCCAACAACGGCAUGCUGCCCUGUGGAGUCGCAGAGGAGCCCAGACCACUCUUCUACGGCAACGCUGGUUUUCGAUUGCACUUCCCAGCAAACUUUGAGCUCGUCGGGGAUCAGGAAGAGAGGAGACAAGAAAGCCAGCAGCAGCAGCAAAGCGGGAUGGAGCCCCCCCGACAGGAACCUGCGGCCCGCAGUGUGGAGGCCUGCAUCGGCCAGAAGCUCCAACUGAUAGGAGACCAGUUUCACCGAGAACACCUACAACUGUAUCAUCGAAACCAAAGGAACCAAGGGCCUCUGUGGUGGCGUCUGGGUGCAGCUCUGCUCAGCCUUCUGUUUGACAGGGGCUUCAUCGCUGGAGGAGGUGGAGCAGGACGGAGGUGAGGGGGUCUUCCCUCUAAAUCCCUUUUUCUUCAUCCCUGAGGAACUGGACUCCUAAUGGCACUGUCAAAUUUAACACGGGUCUGAUUAUUUUGGGAGGGACAAAGGAAGCAGAGUAGAAGUCGCCGCGGGACGGAGACAACACAUUUUUCUACAAGGCGGAGUGUUUCUUUUUUCUUUUUUUUUUUUCCAAGAAGAUGCCAUGAUCCUCUGAGAUUCCUCUUAAGGACAAUGUCCAUAUUUUGGUAUACGUGUGGUGAAGUAGUUUUGUACAGUACAAUGUUAAAUUUUUUGCACUUCAACAUGUAUCCAUCUUUAAUGACCUCCGCAGACCCUGGGAAUGCCUUAUUCAGUGUCUUCUGCCAGAAAGAGUAUUGAGAAAUCUUGACAGGCAAGAUGAGAGGGUCAGGAGAUGAGAGGAAACGCGGUGUGAGGUUUUCUUUUCUGGAGUUUUCCAAGCAACCCGGCAAGUUGAUUUCCAAAGAGGCCACUUCUCAGAACAAAGCAUUUUGCACCUCACCUCAAUGGAACAUUUUAUUUUUCUUUAACUCUUUUUUUUGUUUUCUUACUCCUCAAUUUCUUUGGUAUGGUUUUUAAGUUUGAACACGGUCCCUGAGUAUCAUUCAAAAACAUUUGGAGAAAAGUGAAGUCCUUAUAUAUGCGCAAAAGUCUGCACACCUUGACUUGUAAUCUAAAUGUCUUUUUGAAUCAGCACAGAUGUUUCGAGCCAAGCUUUUCUGCAGUCAGAUGCUUCAUGUAGAACAAUCAGAACAUCUUGAUCGCUCAAGAAUAUCUGUGUUGAGCGCUAAAUUCAGUCCGUUUAAUCAGAUAUAAAUUAAUUAGUAACCGUGGAAUUGUCUAACAAAAUUCAAAUGAUAAAAUUCCCACAAUCUUAAAGUUUUUUUGACUACAUUCAAACUCAAAAAGAGACAACUUUAUUGACUUUAACUGACUGUAGUAUCAGUAUUAUACUGUUUUACAAUUAUCCUGUGAUGAUAGGACUUCACUGAGUCACAUCACUUUAAGGAUCUUAUGACACAGAUUCUGUUAUUAGUGUUUUUCUUAUGGAGUAUUGGUCAAAGGUAUUAAUGGAUCUUGUGUGAGACUUUGAAAAUAAGUCACACACAUGAGAAGAUAUUUAGAUUCAAGUAUGUUGUGCUGACUCUCACGUCGAAUUGUAAACUAUCAUGAUCUAACGAUACUAUCUGGUUGAGUUUACAGCAUUGAUACUCCACUUCCCAAAUUCCCCUUCAGAUCCCACCUCCCUUUGUGUUUUAGAUGUGUUUGUUUCAUGUGAUUGUUUUCAGACCUCCAUGCCCUUGAAGUGGAACUGUGGAUCCACUGUUUUUGCACUAGACCUCAUCAACCCUUCAAGAGUUCAGACAGUUACCAAGCAAACCUCUGACUUUGCAUGAAGGUUUCAGUUAAGGCUUAUUUUCUUGCCACAACAUUUCAGGCAUAUUCACCUUCAUGCCCACGCCACAUGUUGAGACGUGACAGACGCAGUUAUGAAUCUGGAUUAGAUAGUGGGUUCUGGGAACUUUAUGCAUUAGUGUUUCAGGAUACAGCAGUAACGAUAGAUCCACGUGCCUCUCCCAGCAAACUGCAUAAUCAAUCUGUGAAUCAGAUCUUCUCAGGCUACUUUUAGGGGAGUUUUCACAUCAUUUUAUAUUCCGGGUGAUCUUUCAUUGUCUUUGGUGCUCGGAUCCACAUUUGGGAUAUUUUUAACAUGUAUAAUCACCAUUGACUCAGCAGACAAACGACUAAAAGACAAGAGUGAAAAUAACUGUAAUUAUUGUUGAAAUAUGAAUAUGUUUGAAGACACUGUUGAAGAUGCUGUUUGUUCUAUUUUCCUGACCCAGGCUGACAUUUUAACCCACAAAGCAGCACAUAUCAGGGGUCUGUAAUCACUCCAUCUUUACAAUGUGUCGACUCUCUGGCUUCAUAAUUAGGGUUUCCUCCCAUUUACUUCAAGAUGUCUCAGGGACGGACUUUGUGGGCUACUGCUAACCUUGAGAAUCUGUUACAUGUUGAGAAGAAGAGGAGUGUUUUCACCCCUUCAUUUACACUCAGGAGGUAUUGUCAAGUCUCUUCUUCUUCACAUGUCAGUUCAGAGUUCUUCUUUUCUGCACACACAUAAAGGUACAGUUUGACUGAGGAGUGCAAGGCUGCCUUGUUGUCUGUGGUUCUGACGGGGGGCUACUGAGCGUGUAGUUGUAGGCGUGAGGUGCACUGAAUGUGGUUGUAGUUAGAGUUUCCUGCGGAUCCUGAAUGCUGAGCCAGUCCCCGUAGCUCCCCCGUCUCACCACCGGCUCUUGGCUUCCUCUUUGUGCUGCUCCUUUAACACAUGGGUAUUGUUCAUCGGUUCACUUUUUUUUCUUUGUAAUUUAUUUUGUAUCUUCUUAUUUAUUUUUGUACAUUUUUUGCCCAUUUCUACUGUAUAGAUGUGUGUGUGCAAUUACUUCUUAUUUCCCUUUUUAACUUUGCUCUUGGACUUCUAUGUGCUUUAGUUGUUUGAGUCUGUGCAGCAGGUUGGACUGCAUUGAACCAUUAUUUUGUUUUAGGAAACACUCAACCCAAAUUCUGCUGUUUUAGCACCACGCAUUUGCUGUAGGCUGUUUAGGGAUUUGUAGUUAUUUUUGGCUCUUUAUGAGAUCCUGCAGCUGGUACAUGUUGUUUUGUAAGGGUUUCAAUAAUCACUUGUUGCUCAGUGAAAUAAUACUUUCCAACGAGUCAUACUUGUUACUAUUGAAACCACUUUAACUAGCAUGGUUUCAAAAUCCACACUGCUGCAAACUACAAGCUUCCCUUCAACAGUUUACAAGAUGGGUGCGAUUUUUUAAAAAAGGGUCAUAUUUGGAUAGAGUAUUCAAGCCACAAGGUUUUUAUUUUUCAAUUCAAACUUUUUCACGUUAUCAUUCAUACGGACAAGCAUUAAGACCACGUUCAAUGAAAGGAAAAACAAUCUGAGAUACUGAGAAUAAAGUUGCAUUACUAUGAGAAUAACAUUUUAAGUCCAUGAUAAAAUAGUCGUUAUAAGCUAUACUAAUUGAUAAAGUUGUAGUUUUUUUCCCCAGAAAAUGGUUGUAACUUGAGGCCAUGGUUAGCCUACAUGUUAUUUGGAAGGUGAAUAUAAUAAGAGCAGCCUGCCACCUCGAUGCAUAUUCUCAAGUACGUGUUUCACUAUAAUACUGAACUUCAAAAACAUUGUGCAGGAAGCUGAGUCAAUUCCAGAGCAGAGCAGUCUAAAAUCUACCCUUGUAAAAUUAACUUUGAAUUCUCAUAAGUCCACAAAUGUGUUCUUCAAAUCUCAGAUUUUUCUUCCUCAGUGUAGCAUCAACACUCAUACAUUCACUAUAUGUGCUUUAAAAAAGCAGCAGUUUGCAUGAGGUUAAUGAGCUCACAGGAAAUGACUGUACCGUUAUAAUGAAUGAGUCAUCAGUCAUCCCACCUGUUGCUUAAUGCACACACAGUAUCAGACAUACCCUCGUAUCCCUCCUGGGUCACAGGCCUUUAGUUUUUGUGUUCAUUUCUUUAAUCUUGAUCAUUGUGUUGUAAUCAAUAUGCACUGGAAAGUACUUUGUUCCUGUAGAUCCCAUGGGUCCCUUAUCUGUUGUGUGUUCAUUUAUAGUAUAUACUCUGGAUUGUUCUCUUGUGUCAGACGUAUAUCUGUGCAUCGACCAAGAAGGCUCGAUUUGACGGCCUGUUUGAUUUAUUGUAAAGGGAAACAAGCCGCCUCUGUGCCCUGUGUAAUUUUAUUAGAAUGAGGUUCCCAAGCUUCACUCACCACGUUACAUGUGAGAGUGGAGAAUCCCUGGAGUGGGACAUGUAUUUUAUGGAAACCGUCAGUGUCUUGAAUUUUUGUAGUCCACUUUAUAUAAAUUUGAAGUUUUCUGAGGAAGGUUUUUGAUUUUACAUUUUUUUAAUGAUAACAUGUCAUCAUGGUCUUUCUUAACUUUUUGAGAUGUAUUUUCUUAAGACAAAGGGGUCUGCUUUUGUAAGGACAGUUCAUUGCUGUAAGAUAAUUUUAAAUAUGAGUAGUGUCCUUUUAGAAGUCCAUGAGAUCAAGGGCAUUUUUGGAUACAAAAAUGAACUUGCAACAUUCCUUGCACAUCUCAUCAUGGUGUAUAAACCAAGCAAACCAAACUCAAUCAUGGUUAUGGUUAAUUUGGCUCAUGAGCUUAUUAGCUAUGAAAGAAUUGCCCUUUUUUCACAGAACAGAUAAAGUGUACAUGUGUUUGUAAAACCCUGGACUAUGCCUUUAACUGCUCAGUUUCUAUGAAGUCUUGAUUAUCACACACUCUCUGUAUACCAAGAAUAUGAGACCCAGCGAAAAUGUAGCAUUUUUGUAAACAUUGACUGUGUGUUUUCGAGACUCUACUGUGCACUCGUUUUGUGUUUAUAUAUAUUUUUUGGUUGUUGACAUAAUAUGGAAGUAAAGACAAUGUGUUAUGUAGUGCAAUAUGCUGUACAUAUGGAGCUUUGCUCUACAAAUCUUUUUUCUGGAUUUUCUUGCUUAUUGGUACUUUUUUUCAAUAAAAUUUUAUUGAAGGUG
Messenger RNA from Notolabrus celidotus (New Zealand spotty), 5438 nucleotides. It is a transcript of the gene bmf1, whose product is annotated as BCL2 modifying factor 1. The record is from RefSeq and is a predicted model, not a curated record. NCBI's taxonomy places the organism in Eukaryota, Metazoa, Chordata, Actinopteri, Labriformes, Labridae. Gene Ontology annotation, cellular component: myosin complex. Bases 395 to 886 code for a protein of 163 amino acids. Gene Ontology annotation, biological process: negative regulation of autophagy; positive regulation of apoptotic process; apoptotic process. The transcript has 4 exons.